UUCACAGUAAACAUUUACAAAAACUCAGCACAGAUCAUAAAAUUCAUUAAUAUGAGAGAACAAGUGUAAGCCCGACUGGCACAACCGCAGUAAUAACGUGACUAUUUUUACGUUGACGCAUAGACACAUCAACGGCGGUUGUCAAACUUAUUGAAUAUAAAUACUUAGUAUAUUUUUUCUCUCUUUGAGUGUAUAUACAAACAUGGAGGCUGUUGAUAAAACCGCUACCUUACCAACCGGAAACUUUGUUGAAGCCGUACGCACAUCGUGUCGUGCUUUGACAGAGAAAAGCGAUAAAGUCAAAAUAUCCAAGCAGGGUAUUGACCGCUUUUUGAGUGAGCUUGAUAAGAAGCAGUAUGACGAGCUUUCUUAUGAUUCAUCAGUUAUCUUGCCUCUCAAGUUUUCUACUAUGGAAGAAGAGCUCAAUUUCAUUUCCGUCAUUAAUUUGUUGAAUUUUGGUAGUGGAUAUCGAUUAGAACUUCAUAAAUAUGCUGGUAGAGGUGCUUUUGAUACGAUCCGCUAUGGUGUCAUGGCUAUGCAUAUUGGUGGAAUUCCUAUGGACGCAAAGACAUUUAGCGAGAUUGAUAUCUUCAAGGUUUCUGAAAUCUUCCAGUUCCCUAUCGAUAAGGAAGUUCGUCACGAAACAUUGGACUUUGUUACCAUGUCUCAGCCAACACCCCUGAAGCCAUUGGCUGUUGGCAUCACCUCGACAUUGAACACAACUGGCAAGUACUUGCAAGACCACAGAUACAAGAGUCUUGCUCAUUUCAUCUUGGAUCAUGCCAAAAAGCAACCCAAGGAUGCGCUCUAUCUAGUCGAAGCUUUGGUCAGAGCUUUCCCUGCAUUACACGAUCAUUAUGUAUUUGGCGACGAUAAGGUUUAUCUGUUCAAGAAGGCACAAAUCAUGGUGUAUCAUCUCUGGUUCUUGCUGAGACAUCAAGUCCCUGAUCUUUUUGACUUUACGAAUAUCGACAGUUUGACUGUCUUUGCUGAUAAUGUGGUACCUACGAUGCUCAUUCAUCUGGGCGUUAUGGAAAUAGCUGACGAAUGGAAGGAGACGAUUGAGAAGAAUGUCGACCUGUCUGUAGAAGUGACUACGGCCUUAAGAGCCGCCAGCGUUGCUGCCUGUGAGGAUAUUGUUCACGCAUCUAAUGGACUGAUGAAUACCGGUGGUUUGGAUGUUUACUUGUGGCAACUUGGCAAAGUGGGAGACUAUAGAAAAAUACCUCGUUUGCAGUUAAAAGAUACAAUUAUGUUUUAAAAAUAAAAAUUUACGCCUAGUUUUUUU
This is a messenger RNA of Rhizopus microsporus ATCC 52813, 1288 nucleotides long. RefSeq lists its product as uncharacterized. Gene Ontology annotation, biological process: tRNA modification. The record is from RefSeq and is a predicted model, not a curated record. The coding region runs from base 203 to 1261 and encodes 352 amino acids. Lineage: Eukaryota; Fungi; Mucoromycota; Mucoromycetes; Mucorales; Rhizopodaceae. The transcript has 2 exons.